UAUCAGAUUAAAUAAAUAGAGGACCACUUGGUCAUCAAGAGAACAAAGGCCGGGUGACCAAUCACCUGCCCCUCUGCGCCUUUCUGCGUUGUCAAAGUAGAUUCGGCUUCAUGGUCAACCUAUUACGCCUAGCCUACUUUAAAUCGCAUUUGUUUUUACGUCUCUUCCAGACUCUUGCACUGAUGUGACUGUGCCAGUUAUGUGUUUUGCAGACAAAGCUGGCUAUAAAUAGUGUUGUUCUCGGUAAUUAUAUUGUUUUCCUUUUGACAGACGUGCGGUGUGCACAUAAGUGCAAGCACUGUCGCCAUUGUAGAAAAUGUGGCCACGCGUCUGGGGGAUUGUUUAUUGUUAGUGUUUUCAUCCUGACGCUAUGACAACUCAACCGGCGCACCUGCUCCACGGUGAAGCUGUAUCACUGAAGCACGGUGCCACUUACGUCCUGCUCAGGUUUAUUCCGUUUCUUAAGUUGAUUCCGAUGUCGUGGCCAGAUGACACAUACGCUCAGACACAGCAGUUGUAUCCAGAUCCUCAAAAUGUGCAGAUAAUUCAGCAACCCAUUUCCCAGCAGCCCACCACUGUCUUACAGCAGAUUCCAUCAGCAGUGCCGUCUCCAGUGCCUGCCGUUCGCCCAGGACAUGUGAAGGAAGACCUGGUAGAGCUGAUGAUGAUCCAGAAUACUCAAAUGCACCAGGUCAUCAUGAACAACAUGACCAUGUCGGCUCUCAGUGCAUUCGGCUACUCCCAGACUGCACCUGGCCCAGAAACUCUUAGCCACCCAGUGAUUGUUGACGAUGAGGAUCCAGAGGUGUACCACCACCAUUAUCCACCUGCCUCAGUCCCCACCUACCCCGGAUGGAUGCCCCUGCCCCGAACCCACCCGCAGCCCACCAUUGUGUACCAGGAUCCAGUCAAGCACCAGGAACCCGGCCCUUCCUCCCGCAGGGACAGAAAGGCUGUCCCACCACCACCCCCACCCAGCGCCACUGGCACUGUGGGGGCUGAUGUCCCACCUGCUGCAGGUACCCAAUCACAGGCAUCCACUCCCUAACCUCCAGAUUUACACAGAUCAAUGGGCCUACUGAUAAGUACUAUGACGCAGAGAUGAGGCUCUGAAAAACAUGGACCUGAGGUCAAAGGUCACAGAUGACAGCACCUGCAGCUCUGGCAUUCAGGCAUGCCUGCCAGCGAUGAUGUCACUUCAUAGGACCUUUAGCAUACAUCAUUUGUAAUAUCAGCCAUGGAAAAGGAAAAAGUAUAUGUGAUUUAUGCAGUUAAGCUGUUUAAGUAUACCAGUGUUUUUUUUAAAACAGAUGAACAGUAAAACACACUGUUUCCCUCUUUACAGUGGUAAUGUGGUGUCUGCAUCAUUGUAUUUUUUAUGAUAACAUGGUAAGAUUUUUUACUGCAGUAAAAAUGGCACUUGGAUUUUUGGAA
Molecule: messenger RNA, 1434 nt
Organism: Anguilla rostrata (American eel)
Lineage: Eukaryota; Metazoa; Chordata; Actinopteri; Anguilliformes; Anguillidae
Product: proline-rich protein 29-like
Exons: 6
Coding region: 371-1048 (225 amino acids)
Source: RefSeq, a predicted model, not a curated record